UCCCUUACAUUAUAGCCCUAGGAACGCCUGGCGGAACAGUAUACAAAACUAGUAAAGAAAUCAAAGAAGUAGCAGAGUACAAGAAUUCCAAAUUCAACGUUAGCAAUAAAUCAAACUGGAUAUCCACGUCGCAAUGAACUACGCCGUGGAUUCUGCGGCUAUGAGUAGCCUCAUUGAAGAUGCCAGCGAUCUGGUCGACAGCUUUGGCGAACUGAUCGUCCAGAUCGAUGCGCUGUUGCAGGAUGCCCACAUACUCGAUUCCGAAAUUGUACACUCGUUCAAGUACCGGAACGAGCAGCUCAUCAAGCAUCUGGCUGAGCACAGCAAGGACGAGACGACGGCGCUGGUGCUGCGCGAGAACCUGGACCUGAAGGCCACUGUGGAGGAGUACCAUGACAGCAUUCAGAUGAUCGUCGACAAGUACAAGGAGCACUGCCAGGGCGACAUGCUGUUGGAGAGCUACAACAUUCGUGAGAAGUACAUGGCGGGUCUCAAGCUGAUUGUCAACGGGCAGGGAGAGCGCAUCGAGAGCAUGUUCGAUGUGAUCAAGGCCCUUGCCCAUAUGAGGGACCUGGAGGGCGAGGAGAACCAGGAGCUGAUUCGCCGUCUCUGUGGCGAGAACGAGAUGAUGCGCCGCCAGCUGCAGGUCAGCCAAUCCGGCUCAGUAUUCAGCCAGGGACCCAACGAGACCAACGAGAGUGCCACGCAGUUCGAUCAGACCGACAGGACACCGGAUGAUACCAGCAUAGACAGCUUCUUGUCGUGUCUGUCCAAUGGCAGCGACGAGAGCAAUUCCUCCUCAAGCAGCUCCUCCUCGGUGAUCAGUCAGGUGGAGGUCAAUCGCUUCAUAUCACAGGCCCUAAGCAAGGUCACCGACGAGUCGGACUCUACGAGUUCCAGCAGCGAACUGGAAUAAAUCAUCUACACUGAACCCUACCUGCCAGACGCAGCCCACUCACAAAUGUUAAA
Drosophila obscura is the source of this 969-nucleotide messenger RNA. RefSeq lists its product as uncharacterized. NCBI's taxonomy places the organism in Eukaryota, Metazoa, Arthropoda, Insecta, Diptera, Drosophilidae. The transcript has a single exon. The record is from RefSeq and is a predicted model, not a curated record. Bases 134 to 916 code for a protein of 260 amino acids.